GUCAAAACAUUUGCUUUGCUGCAAGUAAAAGAUGAACAGCUUUAGGGUAACUUCAUUAAUUUCUCUCAGUGUUCUUUUGUUGGGCUGGGGAGAAACUGUUAUAAGUGAUGUCAAGCCUUGUUCAUCUAAGGGCACAAGGAAUGUUGGAGCUGUGGAGGAACCACUCAAGGCAGAAGAGAAAAAUAAAUCUGCAGAUAUUUCAAAACAAAAAGAACAAUGCCUUGUACCAUGUGAUGUUCAAGCUAAAAUUUUACGAGGGGAAAAACAGUAUAUGUGCAGAAAUUUGCAGAGCUCUCUUGUUGAAUAUGCAAGAAGCACAAAAAAACUGGUGAGAAACAUGAUGGAUGAUCAACAGUCUUCCUUGGAUUACCUUUCUAAUCAGGUGAAUGAACUCAUGAACAGAGUUCUUCUUUUGAAUGCAGAAGUUUUAAGAAAGCAUUUGGAUCCACUUCCUUACAAAACAGUUCAAUCUCAUGGGUUGGAUUGCACUGAUAUUAAAGAUACCAUUGGUUCAGUUUCAAAAACUCCAAGUGGUCUGUACAUUAUCCAUCCAGAAGGAUCAAAUUAUGCUUUUGAGGUAUUAUGUGACAUGGAUUUUCAAGGAGGUGGAUGGACUGUGCUUCAGAAAAGAACUGAUGGAAUCAUUACAUUUCAGAGAACUUGGUCUGAGUAUCUGGAUGGAUUUGGUGAUCUUUCUGGGGAAUUUUGGAUUGGAUUAAGGAAGAUUUUUUAUAUAGUAAACCAGAAAGCAACCACUUUCAGUCUCUAUGUGGAUUUGGAAUCAGAAAAUGACAAGCAUGCCUACGCAUCGUAUGAUGCGUUUUGGAUAGAGGAUGAAGCAUGUUCUUUUAAAAUUCAUUUGGGACGUUAUUCAGGAAACGCAGGUGAUGCAUUCAGAGGAUACAGAAAAGAAGAUAAUCAGAAUUCAAUGCCUUUCAGCACAUUUGAUGUCGACAAUGAUGGAUGUAGGCCAGUGUGCACUAUUAAAGAACAGCCUGUAAAGAGCUGCAGUAACUUCAGUGAUAACACUGGAUGGUGGUUCAACCAGUGUGGCCUUGCAAAUCUUAAUGGUAUUCAUCGUUACACAGGUAGAUUUCUUGCAACUGGGAUUCACUGGGAUACAUGGACAGUGAACAAUAAGCCAGUAAAAAUUAAAUCAGUCUCAAUGAAGAUUCGGAGGAACUAUGAUCCAUAUUUCCAUUAACCUUUGAAAAUAGAAAUAUAUCUAUUCUUGCUGUUAUGUGGCAUAAUGUAUCAAUACAACAUUAACAUUUUCAUUUAAACAGUUCAGUCUUAAAACUUUAUUAAAUAUUUCCAUAAUACAGUUACUCAUUUUUAUUAUGAAAUACCAGCAUUUGCAGUGGUCCCACUUGAGUAAGAAGGUCCUAAGGAAAGGAUUUCCAGAUAAACAAUGAAGCUCAGUGUUUGCAAGUUUUUAUUUAGCUGCCUCAUAUGUAAUCACAGAUCCAGUGGAAAAGUUAUAAAAAUAGAAAUGCUGACUUUUGAAUGUAUUUCUUCUAUGGUCUCUGCAUAUCUAAACUGCCAAGAAAUUGCAGGAAAUUUUCUUUUAAGAAAGUAAUAUAUCAGUCAUUCUUGCAAUGACUGAUAUAUUUUUCAUGUUUUUCUUCAUGUUAAUUUUCCAGAACCAGCUUUUUUUAAUGUAUUCCUUAUCAGGCGAGAUAAUAUUAACUUAUGUCAGCACAUGUGUAAGGUCCUUGUAAAACUUGUAAUAGCUUACUUGUAUAAAAAAUGAUGCCCUGGGAGUACUGUAUAGACCCUGAGUAUUGUAUAUUCUCAGGGAUUGUUUUUUAGACAAGUAAGGCAGAUUGCAAUAUGCAAGAGCUAUGGUCUAUUUUCUAUUUAAUUCUAUUUCAUAGUCAAUAUAUUUCAUAUUCAGGUUAAGAUUUGUCAUGUCCAUAAUUCACUAAAAAUGAAUACAUUUUUUUCAAAGAAAAUGAAUAACAUAUCUUUGGAGUUUUGAUUUUUGGAUGUAUGGGCAUGAAAUUAUCUUUUUCAUUCUUACUGUUAUUCACUUUGUGAAUGUUCUUAUAAUAAUGAACAAAAGAUUGGAGUUGUAUAAUUACAUUUUAAACUAUGCAGUGUUAAGUGUUUGAAUUACUGUCAAUAAAAAUGAAGUAAUAUAAAAAGCACGUGAA
Gallus gallus (chicken) is the source of this 2156-nucleotide messenger RNA. RefSeq names its product angiopoietin like 5 (gene ANGPTL5). NCBI's taxonomy places the organism in Eukaryota, Metazoa, Chordata, Aves, Galliformes, Phasianidae. The record is from RefSeq and is marked validated. The transcript is spliced from 8 exons. Bases 32 to 1204 code for a protein of 390 amino acids.